AAGAUGGAGAAGUCGAAAAACUUCCGCAUCGACGCGCUGCUGGCGGCGGACAGCCCCAAAGUGCAGACGUCCCCCCUGGCCCUAGUCACCACCGGCACCGGCAACGCCGCCUCGGAGCUCACCAACGCCGGGGAGCCUCUCCGCGCGGAGACGCCGUCCCCUCCGCGGAUAUCCGCCCACGGCCUCAUCCCCAAGCCGGGCUUUCUCAGCGGCCCUCACGGGUUGGUGGGACUGCACCCCCAGAACGGCGGCGGAGGGAUCCCCGCGCAGGCGCUCUACGGCCACCCCGUGUACGCCUACUCUGCGGCGGCCGCGCUCACCGCCCAGCAUCCGGCCUUGUCCUACGCGUCGCCGUACCCCCACGGUUCGCAUCACGGCCACCACCAGCACCACCAAGGCGGGGGGGACCCCAUCAAGCUGAGCGCCAGCACCUUCCAGCUGGACCACUGGCUGCGGGUGUCCACGGCCGGCAUGAUGCUGCCCAAAAUGGCAGACUUCAACUCCCAGGCGCAGUCCAACUUGCUGGGCAAGUGCAGGAGGCCGAGGACGGCGUUCACCAGCCAGCAGCUGCUGGAGCUGGAGCAUCAGUUCAAACUCAACAAGUACCUGUCUCGACCCAAACGCUUCGAGGUGGCCACCUCCCUCAUGCUCACCGAAACGCAGGUGAAAAUCUGGUUCCAGAAUCGGCGUAUGAAGUGGAAGCGGAGCAAGAAGGCCAAGGAACAAGCGGCGCAGGAGGCCGAGAAGCAGAAGGGCGUCAAGGGCGCGCACGGCGGCGACAAGGCCGAGCAAGACGGCGAGCAGUCGGACUACGACGGCGGCGGCAAGACGACGACGAGCAAAAACGGCAGGAUACGAGACUUGAAGGACAGCGACGACGAGGGCGACCGCUUCCUCUACAACUCCUCGGACUGUUCCUCAGACGACGAGCGCAAUCGAACGUGCGACCUCAGCCCGCAGCCUUGA
Messenger RNA from Phycodurus eques (leafy seadragon), 966 nucleotides. It is a transcript of the gene mnx1, whose product is annotated as motor neuron and pancreas homeobox 1. Bases 4 to 966 code for a protein of 320 amino acids. The record is from RefSeq and is a predicted model, not a curated record. Gene Ontology annotation, cellular component: nucleus. Gene Ontology annotation, biological process: central nervous system development; endocrine pancreas development; neuron projection morphogenesis. NCBI's taxonomy places the organism in Eukaryota, Metazoa, Chordata, Actinopteri, Syngnathiformes, Syngnathidae. The transcript is spliced from 3 exons. Gene Ontology annotation, molecular function: DNA-binding transcription factor activity, RNA polymerase II-specific; sequence-specific double-stranded DNA binding.